Molecule: messenger RNA, 549 nt
Organism: Chironomus riparius
Lineage: Eukaryota; Metazoa; Arthropoda; Insecta; Diptera; Chironomidae
Source: the annotation of a GenBank genome assembly
AUGUUGAAUUUUACUUACUUGGAAGAUAUUAAUGUUGAUAUUGGUGAUGAAUUUGCCACUUUAAAUCCACAAAACAUGUUGCAAGAUACAUCCGUGAGUGAGGAUUUCAAUCUCGAUUAUCCAUAUUCAAUGGCUAGAAAUAAUUCGUCGCUUGAUUUUGAUCGGCUGCAAGAUGAUUCACUCAUAUCAAAUGAGAAUUAUAACGAUAGCAUUGCGUACCUUCAACUAAUGCGACAUUCAUCGACAAUAUCAAUCAUGUACUGUAUAGCCUAUACACUUGUAUUUAGCGUUGGACUUAUCGGUAAUCUCUUUGUCAUUUCUGUGGUGUUUCGAGUACCGCGCAUGAGAACAGUAACAAAUUUAUUCAUCGCUAAUUUGGCAUUUGCUGAUGUUCUUGUGAUCAUAUUUUGUGUGCCUGCUACAUUAAUGAGCAACUUGUUUGUGCCAUGGAUUCUUGGAUGGUUUAUGUGUAAGACAGUACCGUAUAUUCAAGGAGUGUCGGUUGCUGCAUCUGUUUACAGCUUAAUUGCGGUAUCUUUAGACAGGUGA